Messenger RNA from Phaethon lepturus (White-tailed tropicbird), 1380 nucleotides. It is a transcript of the gene MYBPH, whose product is annotated as myosin binding protein H. The annotation marks the transcript as partial. Gene Ontology annotation, molecular function: protein binding. The record is from RefSeq and is a predicted model, not a curated record. Lineage: Eukaryota; Metazoa; Chordata; Aves; Phaethontiformes; Phaethontidae. The transcript is spliced from 10 exons.
CCCAUGACAGAAGCGACUCCAGCCUCCGAAGAAGGUCCCCCGCCUCCCCCAGCUGAACCCCAAGCCCCAACCCCUGAACCUAAGCCCGAGAAACCAAAGGCAGAGCCGCCCAGCUCCCCCCUGUCCUUGGCUGUGGAAGGAGUGAAUGAAAACUCGGUUACGCUGACCUGGAAAGCCCCAGAGCAGACGGGCCAGUCAGGCCUGGAUGGAUACGUGGUGGAGAUCUGCAAAGAUGGAAGUACAGACUGGACAGCUGUGAACGAGGAGCCUUUUCUUUCCACCCGGUACACAAUCCAGGACCUUGGCUCCGGUGACAAAAUCCAUGUUCGGGUGAAGGCUGUCAGCGCCAGCGGUACCAGUGUCCCGGCUACUUUGGAGCAGCCAGUCCUCAUCAGAGAGAUCCUCCAGCUCCCGAGGAUCCGCAUGCCCCGUCACCUGCGGCAGACUUACGUCAGGCAUGUUGGGGAUGCUGUGAACAUCAUGAUCCCUUUCCAGGGAAAACCACAGCCUGAGGUGAUCUGGACCAAGGGUAACCAGCCCCUGGACACCAGCCGCAUCAACAUCCGCAACACAGCGAAGGACACCAUCUUCUACAUCCGCAAUGCGCAGCGCAGCGACUCGGGCAAAUAUGAGCUCGCCGUGCGGAUAAACGGAGCAGAGGACAAGGCUACCCUGGAUAUCCAAGUGAUUGAGCCACCGGGCCCACCCCAGAACCUGAAGCUGGUGGAUGUGUGGGGCUUUAAUGUGGCCCUGGAGUGGACCCCCCCCGCGGAUAACGGGAACUCCGAGAUCAAGGGCUACAUGGUGCAGAAGUCAGACAAGAAGAGUGGGAAAUGGUUCACAGUGCUGGAGCGCUGCACCCGCACCAGCUGCACUAUCUCCGACCUCAUCAUUGGCAAUACCUACUCCUUCCGCGUGUUCACGGAAAACGCCUGCGGGCUGAGCGAAAAAGCAGCCGUCACCUCUGGGGUGGCCCACAUCAAGAAGACAAAAACUGCUUACCAGCUAGAGAAGAUCCCCCAACGGGACAUGAUGGAGGCUCCAAAGUUCACUCAGCCCCUGACAGACCGAACCACCACGCGGGGCUACAGCACACAUCUCUUCUGCUGUGUCCGGGGCUUCCCCCAGCCCAAAAUCAUCUGGAUGAAAAAUCAAAUGGAGAUACGGGAAGACCCCAAAUACAUAGCGAUGAUUGAGCAGGGUGUCUGCUCCCUGGAAAUCCGCAAGCCCAGCCCUUUUGAUGGGGGCAUCUACACCUGCAAAGCUGUGAACCCCUUGGGGGAAGCCUCAGUAGACUGCAAACUUGAUGUGAAAGACCCUCCCUGGAUGCAGGAGGACGCCCGCCCACCCACACGCAUUAUACGCAUGUUCCUCAAGUAG